ACUUGCAGCUUCUGCAUGAAGAAGAGGGGUCACAAACCCACUGGUAUUCUGACGCAUACAGCAAAACAAAAUGGGUUUGCAUCUGUUUCUGAACUUCUACAAGUGAAAGGGCCUGAAAACUUUGUGUAUAAUAGGGUGAAAGACAAGGAUGCUUCCCCGAUGAAAACUGCUUUGAAUGUGGAGCCUGAAGUUGGUUCGCCAAGGAAGCCAGGGAAAGAGAAUUCUUUGGAUGGAAUAAGUGAUUUGCCCUUGCAUUCGCAGAAUGAAAUCCCUAGUCCCAAGAUAAUCAAAUUCAAGAAAACAAAAAGGGAAGAGCUGAAAGAAGUUAGCAAUGGCCAUGGUGAAGAUGCAGCCAAGAUGCAGCUUCAAUGGUUAAUAUGAAGAAGCCUAGGAUAACUGAACAAAUGUCCAAAAAUGACGAUGCUGUUGUUCCAAAAGUCCAUGAUGAUGAUAUAUCAGCUAUGGAUGUUAUUGGGAAUGAUAACCUUGAAACCAUAAUGAAUCCAUCUUCAAAGUCCUGCUGGAAGCAGAUAAAUGAAGUGGUGCAUAAUGAGAUUCCAUUGCCUCGAGGCUCAAUUUUAACCAAUGUGGCAGGGGUUGACUUGGCCCCUGAAGAUGCUGGACAAGUCUUACAAUUCCUGGAAUUUUGCAAUGCUUUUGGCCAGGCUUUUGAUCUUAAGAAAGGGCAUGCUGAAGCAGCCAUUAGGGAAAUGGUAAAGGGCCGAAGAGGAUGCCGGACACAAUCCUCUUUUGUAAUCCAGAUUCAUAUCCAGCUGCUGGCUCUGAUACAAGAAGAUAUAGAUGAAAGGUGUCCAACCCUAAGUCCAACAGAUGGCCAGAAUUCAUGGCUGCUAUCUCUUGGGGAUUUUGUCUCCAAAUAUCCUUUCAUGUCAAAGGAUUUCCCUCCUGAUCGUUUCAACAAAGGGAAUGCCAUAUACGAGGAGUUGAGCAUCUCUGGAAAGCUCAAACUCCUUAAUUUUCUGUGUGAUGAAACUCUCAACACCAUGGAAUUAAGAGACAUCAUUGAUGAGCAAAUUUUGGAAUUAGACGAAAGUAGGAAGGAAGCCAAGGCAAAAAUUCUUGCUGCAAAGGAAAAGGAAAAGGAAGUGAAAAAGAAGAAGCAGGAUGAGAUUGCGAAAGCUGUACUUGCAAAAAAUGGGGCUCCUUUGUCUAUUUCUGAGCAUGAAGCAUUAAUGUCUCAGAUAAAAGAGGAAACUUCUCAAGCUCAUGCAGAAAUGGAGGAGGCUAAGGCCAUGGUGUCUAAGGGUGACAAAAAAACAGAAUCACAAAGAUCUGAUGCUGUUAGAAGUGUUCCCCUGCUUUUGGAUAUCAAGGGUCGUGCAUUUUGGAGACUGAAAAGCUACAAUAAUAGCAAAUACAUCUUACUCCAAGGUAUGGGUGAUUGGGACUCUGAUUCUCCCAGCGAGAAGUGGUUUACCUUUGAUGAAGCACAGAUACCAGAAGUUGAGAGAUACAUAUCCGUGACUAGGCAAGCCAUGUCAAUAAAAUACGUUUAGCCCACUUCCAUAAUGUCUAGGAGGAAUGUUAAGGUCAGAAAAGGUUAUGAACCAGUGCCAGAUAUGUCAACAUGGAGGCAAGCCAUGUCAAUAAAUUCUGCAGCAGCCUUUAAUAUUUUGAGGGCACUUUGAACACGCUGUUGUAUACUGAAAAUGGUGAGGCUGGCCAGCACUAGAGGCUAACUACUGCUUCACCUUCAUGGACGGAUGCAAGUGGAUGUAAAUGGGCGUCUCUCCCCAUCAAGUAGAAUCCAGAGUUUCCAUUUUUUGGUUUCCUUUUGUUAAUGGGGAAAGGGGGUAGAAGUAGAACAGGGGACAGUUGUAUUGAUGAAGUCAUGCAUUUGAGGACAUGGUUUAGAUGGGAGAAGCUUUCCCUUUAUGUAGAAAUUACCUCAGUUUAAGACGGUGAAACCCUCCAUCUAUGGUUUGCUGCUCCAGUCUCCUUUUUUGCUUCCCAUUUCUAAGCUUCUCUAUGUUUGAAUCUGUACAUUUGUGCUUGGUUUGGUGGUGUGGCAAUGGACCUUUACAAGGCCAAAACAGGGUGAGCUUAUGGUAGUAAAACGCAUCACUUAGGUGUCGUUUCAUUAUUUUCCGUUAAGAAGAUCGAGCGAGGGAAAAUUGAGACACGUAUAGUUUCAGAAAUUGGGAUUAUCAGAAUUGGAAGUUGCUUGAGCUUUGCCACUACAACCUCUCAUUUCGUUCUAAUCCUGCUGCUCCACUUCAAGAAACUAAGCUUGGAAUUGGAGAGGGAGCUCUGAAUAAUCUGCCGGGGAAAAAAAAAUGAAAGCUCUGAUAGCAGCAUCUCCGGUUGCGGUGGCAAAAGUGGGAACCGUUCCCCGUGUUCCUGUAACUCGUCGUCUCCAUGGCGCCCACCGUGGUUACUGCUGCUGCUGCUGCUUCCUCUCUUCGCAUCCGAAUUCUUCUUCCUCAACACCGUCGACGGCAAGAUUGGGUCUCCAGCGAAACGGGCAAACCCUCAGGUUGGUUUUGGUCGCCAAAGCUGCUGAUUCCACUCAGCCGACUUCUGCCGCUGCCUCCAAAACCCUUGUUCCUGAUGAUGGAUUCACUCUCGCGAAGAUAUCAUUUGGUGUUAUUGGGCUUAGUAUUGGCGUUUCACUCUUGUCAUAUGGGUUUGGAGCCUAUUUCAAUAUCCUUCCAGGAUCUGAAUGGUCAGCUUUAAUGCUCACUUAUGGAUUCCCCCUUGCAAUAAUUGGUAUGGCUCUUAAGUACGCGGAACUUAAACCAGUCCCAUGUUUGUCCUAUUCGGAUGCUGUUGCAUUAAGGGAGACAUGUGCCACUCCCAUCUUAAAGCAGGUCAGAAAUGAUGUUAUCAGAUACAGAUAUGGAGACGAGCAACAUUUAGAGGAAGCCUUGAAGAGAAUAUUCCAGUAUGGUCAGGGAGGAGGAAUUCCUCGCAGGAGUGCACCUGUUCUACAAAAGAUUCGUGAAGAAGUUACUGAUGAUGGGAAAUACUGCCUUGUCCUGGAAUUUGAGGCGAAAGCUCUAACAUUAUCCGACUUCGAAAAAAGACAGGCAAAAUUCACUUCCUUCUUUGGACCAGAUAUCACAGCAGAAGUUGGUGAGUUGUACAUUAAGUGUCUUCAUUCUAAAACCUUCACAAUUCUUGAUUUGCUUGUGCGAUUAAUCAGUAAUUUAUGUAAUGCUGCUAAUGAGAAUGUGCUCUUCAACUAGCUGGCAUAUAAGGGAAUUACUUUCUACACCAGGGCAUUGAUUGUACAUGAGUAGUUAGAAUCUCUAUUAUUAAAGUUGAUGUUCGAAACUAUGAAACAUAUGCAACUGUCAUUCAUAACGUAUGCUGCCAAGAUGUUCACAGUGAAGCUGGAUUGAAAUGUAUUCUCUCCCGCUACUCAAUUAUUGAGAUUGAAAUGUUUUUGUUGGCAUUACCUACUGUUGCUUGAUUAUAGCCAAUUUUUAUUUCGACGAAUCUGAAACUACAAAAUACUGAAGUACCAGGAGAGACAAUUGUGGUUCAACACCUAUGGGACAAGCUGCGUGCUUGUGGUUUCAUAAGCAGAACAGAUGAGAUUUGUAUGGAAUGAGAGAGCAUCUACCUCUGUCCUUUCUCUGUGUUCUUCUGACUCCUUGUUCCUCGUGCAUUUCUUGUUUUUUUUCUUCUCCGAAUUGCGUGACAGAGGUGGAGCCUUUUCAGUUUUCUCAAUCACACACUAGUUAUUUGGUGAAUUCCAUGUUGCUGUUAAACAGAAUCUUCUCCAAUUUCCAUACACCACCACCAGCAAAAGCCAAAAGCUGGCAACAGCCCCAUUUUCACAUUUCACUCUUUGCAGAGGAAACAACAAAGCUUAGCUUGACUGAAGCUACAAGAUCGAACCACAAAAGAUAUGGAACCGCAAACCCUUCCUACAUUGUCACCAUACAAGAUACAACUGAAACUCUGUUUCAUAAAGACCAUCUGAUCAGCUCAUCAUCAAUAUCAUAGUUCCUUUACGCACUGCUAAGCUCUCUGGCCUAUCCGGGUUUCGAUAUCAGCAGCCUUCGAGCUUGCGUAGGAAUAUGUUUUUCUUGCUUGUUGGUUUGUGUUUCUCUCUUUGCCUUUUUCUCAUCCAUGACAGGCAACCACCUUGGCUGCUGCUGCUGCUGUAGGUACUGCACCUCCAUAUAACCUCUGUUUUGGAAGACUCAUUUUCCAUUUGAGGCUGCACAUAGAACACCACAAAUUUGGCGCAUCAAUAUGUCGAAUUUUCCUUCUUCUUCCACGUGUGUUAGGUUCAAUUAAUCAUGUUUAUGAAAGCAGCAGGCAUUCGUGUUUGAGCUAGAGAACUAUGACGGUGAAUGAGAUAUUGAAAGAGAACUCAAACUGCCUAUCGGAGGGGCACUCUUUCGAUAGUUGACGUGCUAGUUUGAGCUGGAAGGGGGAAAAAGGCAGUUGAAUAAGUGGGUAACUGUUUUUCAUUCUUUUGGGUGUUGAGAGUUCCUGGAUAUGAGCUAAUUUUGGGUGACGAAAACGGAGACUGGGAAGAAGUACCAUGUUCUCUCUGCCCCACCCACAGCAGUGACUAUCAAGCACAUUGGACCUCCCAUUUUUGGGUUGUCCACUAGGGAGGGACCUCUCGAAAAGGCAGCAAGGAAUAUGAAUGGCAUACAAAUCAUCCCAGGAUUGAAAGACCAAAGCCAUGCAGGUAAAUGGAAAGGCUGAGUAUUUGUGGCUAUCAUGUUGUUGUGUAAACUGGGUUCAACUCUCAUCAUUGUACUAAAUUCACGGAACUGCCAUGGGGGAUUUUCAGGUCGUGAUGGGGCGGCUCUAAAUGCAGUGAAUGUAGAAAAUUGUGCAGCAAAAGUUUAAGAUUCCUAUGUAUGUUGUGGUGUGGUUGCAGAGUCCUCUGAAACACUUGACAGCGAUGUGGCAUUCUCAUUGACAACUCCACACCAUGGAAAUCAGAAAGAAAAGCAGCAAAAAGUCAUUAUAGGAGGCACAGCUGAAGCAUUUUCGUUGGCACUACAUAAAAACAAAUGCAAACUAAAGGUACGUACUCACAGAAAGCUAUCUUUCUUUCUACCUUUCUUCGUGAUAUUUCUAUUAUCUUUAGCUGAAACAGGUUUGUAACCGAGGCAUGAGAAAACAGGUUGAAAGAUAGGGAAGAAAGAAAGUGGGAUUGAUGCAUAAUGUAACCUGAGCAUCUGAUUAGCUGCAAUCGCCUAGAAAUGCUUAACAUAAACUCUAUAUUUGUGGGACAUGCAAACUCUGGUGUUUAGAUAUCGAGAAGGGGACCAAUUAUCAUGACUAUGAAAUUUGGAGUGGUGGAGGGGACCAAUUAUAUUUUUGUUUUCUUUCCCUUCAGUGGCAUUUGUUCUUGGGGAGGGCCUCGACACAUCACACCUAUAUACCCCACAGGUCACAACGAAGGUACCCAGUUAUUCUGUUAUUGCCUCUCCAUUUUAGAAGGCACAGUAUCCAUCUAGCACCCCUAAUUUCCCAAUCAUGUCGAUCAGGUAAUUUAGGCCAAGAAAGGAAAACGAACAGACAAGUGUAGAUGCAUAAGUUGAUCAACUCCUGCCUUGACUUAGCUGUUAAUUAAUGGCCGAUGGAUGAUGAAAUCUCUUAAUUCAAAGGUGGUUACCUUUUCUGCAGCUUUCAGAACAGUCGCCUUACAGUUAGGGGAAUCUUCUCCACCUUCUGCUUCACUUCUUUUCAAUGGUGAUGAUCUUUCUGUUGAACUGAUCUCCUCAGGUGGUGAAGUGCUCUGUGUUCCAAUAUCUCUAGUACUUCCACUUCCACAGCUCUCUGUCUUUCUCUCUGAACAAAAAUCAAACCGAACUACUUGCUUAUCGCAGCUCUCAGAAACAACAACAGAGAGCCAAAGUGUUCACGUUGAGCUUAGAAUCGAACCUGGAAUCGGUGAGGUAACAUGAUUGUGGUUCUGAUGAUCCUGGGAAGCUCCAACAACAGCAGCAGGCUUGACCAGGAUUUGCCUCGGAUGGGUAGACGAAGAAGAGUAAACAAGAGGAGCAGACACAGAAGAAAUCUUGUUAUAGAAUGAUCUCCCACUCAGUGUCUUGGCUGAAAGACACUCCAUGGGCACCUGUCCUGAGAGAGGGUUGCAUAUGUACUUCUCAGCUUCGUUCCACUUGGAGUGCAGAGCAAACCCGUCUGGGGAUAAGCACUCCCCUGUCCAGCUGUUGCAGAGUCCCGACCUUGUCUGCAGAGCUUUGAGAGCAGUGGUGAAUGAGUAUGUUGAUGGGUCGAUUUCUUCUUUGAAAGGGUAGCCUGGAGAAGAAGCAGUGCUUGAAACGGUGAGGUGUGAUGAUCUGAAAGACCUGGCAUUGGCCUCUUCUCUGAAACUUCUGAUAUGGGAACCUGAGAACCUUCUGCUGGACUUGGUGUUGUCACGGCUUGGUUGAGACCUCACACCCCAAUAGUCUCUUACACUCAAAUCUGGUAUUUCUUCUCUUCGUCGAGAGCCGAACUGAGAUUUUUCGAUCGAUGAAGCCAUAUGGAUCGGUGGUGAUGGAGUUGAAGAGAUGGGGGAGUCACAGGAAUAAGUGGAAACACUAACAUGGGAGGGAAAUGCUGUCUCUUGAAGUCUUUUCUUUUCCUUUUAUAUGACUUUGGGAAGGUCUAGUGUGCAUGCAGUUCUCUUACUAGAAUAAGGCAGAGCGAUAAAUUUUGUCAUUUACCUGUUUCCACCAUUCAUGGCUUGGCACAUAAUAGAUAGUCGCCAGUCUGAGCUAUUUUUGUUUUAAUGCAUAUGAUACCUCCCUCUAUCAAGUGGUAUUUUUCCUUUUAUAUAUAGGCUUCCUCGAUAUGUAUUGACCUAAACUAUAAGAGCAUCUCCAACGGUUUGACUCUCCCCACUUUCAUUCCUACGUGGCCCAAGCUUGCAAUUUCAAUUGCCCAUUGCACUCAUGUGAGUGGCAAUUGUA
Molecule: messenger RNA, 6917 nt
Organism: Linum tenue
Lineage: Eukaryota; Viridiplantae; Streptophyta; Magnoliopsida; Malpighiales; Linaceae
Source: the annotation of a GenBank genome assembly